Messenger RNA from Linderina pennispora, 1782 nucleotides. RefSeq names its product Zn-dependent exopeptidase. Lineage: Eukaryota; Fungi; Kickxellomycota; Kickxellomycetes; Kickxellales; Kickxellaceae. Bases 1 to 1782 code for a protein of 593 amino acids. Gene Ontology annotation, molecular function: carboxypeptidase activity. The record is from RefSeq and is a predicted model, not a curated record. The transcript has 3 exons.
AUGAACUAUCCGGUUGACCAGCGCGUUGCACUGUUUAAUGCAACCACGAGCAAUGUUGUCUACGAGGCUGGGCUCAAGGAAGACGUCAUUCCUGGAGACCCUGCAUCGGAGGACCCAAACAACCUGCCUGCCUUUCCACGGGUACUCAGCCAACGGAAACGUCACCUGGUCAGCUUGUCUAUGCAAAUUACGGGCUCACUCGACGAUUUCAAGGCCCUCAAGGCAGCCGGUAUCAGCAUCAAGGACAAGGUUGUGCUUGUGCGCUACGGCGGCAUGACACGCGGUCUCAAGGUCUAUGCUGCUGGUCUGGGUGGCGCGCGCGGCGUGCUUAUUUACUCGGACCCUGCCGAUGAUGGCUACGUCCAGGGCCCUGUCUACCCAGAUGGGCCGUGGAGGCCCGAGUCGUCGUUCCAGCUAACCAGCAUCAACCACAUCCCGUCACUACCUCUGUCGUACCGCGAUGCCGAGCCGUUGCUGCGUGCCUUGAAGGGACUCGGCAAACCUGCAAAGGAUGUAGGCGACAACUGGGUCGGUGGUCUGACAUCGAAGGGCGUUGAGUACUGGACUGGUCCGAGCGAGUUGAGCGUCAAUCUGCUCAACAAGGUUGAGUACAAGAUUACUCCUAUCCAGAACGUCAUCGCCAGAAUCCCAGGCUGGGGUGAGCCAAACCGCGCUGUCGUGAUCGGCAACCACCGCGAUGCCUGGUGUGCUGGUGCAUCUGACCCGUCUUCUGGCUCUGCUGCCCUUCUUGAGCUCUCGCGCGGUCUCGGCAAGCUUCUAAAGCUUGGCUGGCGCCCGCGUCGCACCAUCAUCCUCGGCUCCUGGGAUGCUGAGGAGUACAGCCUGAUCGGUUCCACCGAGUGGGUUGAGGAGAACCGCAGCUGGCUCAAGGCAGAGGCUGUCGCCUACAUCAAUGUCGACGGUGCUGUGGGUGGUAGGAGAUAUGCUGUUGGUGCAUCACCAGUGUUCAAGCAUUUGCUGCAUGAAGCUACCAAGCAAGUGCCGUACCCCAACUCUAACCAGACUGUUUACGAUGUUUGGCUGAGGGAUUCAGCCAGGAAUGCUGGCGACGAUAAGCUUGAGAAGCCAACUGUGUUCCCGCUCGGGUCGGGUAGCGACUUCACUGCGUUCAUGGCACAUGCUGGAAUCUCGUCAAUCGACAUGGGUUUCGGUGGUUAUGUGGGCUCAUACCACUCCAACUAUGACAGCUUUAACUGGAUGUCAAAGUUUGUUGACCCUGACUUCAAGCUCCACCAGGCCAUGACACGCCUGUGGGGUCUACUGACUAUCCGCAUCGCAGACGACCCAGUUCUUGACCUCAAGCCAACGACAUAUGCUGAGGAACUACAGCAAUAUCUCAACGUCAUUGAGAAAUACGUUGCCUCCCAGAUCCCUGACAAGACCGAUAUAGAGUGGGCUGUUGCCAAAAAGUUCCACAAUCUCCGUCAUGCCCAGCACAAUCUGCUUCGCAGUGCACAGUAUCUGGAGAGGAGACUCCAAUAUCUGCAGCGUGUCUACGGUGAGGGCUGCCAGAUGGCCGGCAAUCGCCGCCGCGCUCGCUGCCACCAGCUGCGCAAGAGCAUCAAUGAGCGGGUUGCCAAACUCGAGCGCCAUUUCAUUGACCCCAGUGGCAUUCCGGGUCGCGAGUGGUACAAGCACAUUCUGGUAUUCCCAGCCCUGGCUGAAGCUGCCGAGGAUGGCGAUUGGGAGGCAUUCCAGGUCUACGAGGAGCGUGCAGCUGGGCUCGUUAACGAUGCUGCUCGGUUCCUGCGCAAGUUUUGA